Bolinopsis microptera is the source of this 2754-nucleotide messenger RNA. RefSeq names its product calcium uptake protein 1, mitochondrial-like. The record is from RefSeq and is a predicted model, not a curated record. Gene Ontology annotation, molecular function: calcium ion binding. The coding region runs from base 83 to 1528 and encodes 481 amino acids. The transcript has a single exon. Gene Ontology annotation, biological process: mitochondrial calcium ion homeostasis; calcium import into the mitochondrion. NCBI's taxonomy places the organism in Eukaryota, Metazoa, Ctenophora, Tentaculata, Lobata, Bolinopsidae. Gene Ontology annotation, cellular component: uniplex complex.
GUUCAAUGUAGGAUUCAAUCUGAUAUUGAUAGGUUAUAGUUUUAAUAAAUGUUUUGAAUUCUCUUGGAUAACAUGCAUUCUAAUGAUAACUCAACAGACAUGGAAAGCAGCUAAGAGCUGCCAGAUGAUGAACAGAUUGGGAUUGCAACUACUCUGGAGAGUUGGGGCAGUUCCAGUGACCCGACAGUUGAGCACCUCACCAUUGGUAUGGAACAGUCGUGAUCAGUCACAAAACUCUCAAAACAAUACCUACUUGAGGCUAGGGUUACUAGGUGGCUUGGGGCUUGUUGUUACAGCCAAGUGCAAGGAAGAAGCUAUUGAGGAAUCAAGUGAAAGUAUUGAGUCCGAAGAAAAUGAAGUAGAAGAGGUAGAACAAAAACAGCGAAAAAAGAAAAAGAAGAAAGGUUUUGGUGAGAGAAAAGUUAUGGAAUACGAGAAUAGAAUAAGAGAGUUCUCAACACCAGACAAAAUUUUCCGCUACUUCGCAACUGUCCGGGUCGAGUCUGAGACUGGUAAAAAGGAGAUUUUCAUGACACCGAAAGAUUUCAUGAGAUCUAUAACGCCUGGUGAGUUGCAGCCAUCUAACCUGGGGCUGGACUUGUAUAGAGACAUAUCUGCUUCCAAGGCUAACUCAUUAGAGAAUAUUGACGAUGAUGUUGACGGGGAACAGCCUGAGUUUCUCUCCAGGCUUGCCGCGCAUGGUCUCAUCAGCUUCCAGGACUAUAUAUUCCUCCUCACUCUCCUGUCUACCCCAAAACAUGACUGUGAGAUUGCAUUCAAAAUGUUUGAUUUGUACGGAGACGGGUGUGUCAGUUAUCAAGAGUUCCUAGAUACCCGCUCUGUGCUCGAAUCCAGGAGUUCUAUGGGGAAGCGACAUCGUGAUAAUAUCUACAGUGGGAACACUAUCAACAAAGACGGGCACAGUGCACUUACCAAAUACUUCUUUGGUAAAGAUUCCAGCAAAAAACUUACCCUCGACGACUUUGUUGUUUUUAUGGAUGGACUGAAAGAAGAUGUAUUCAGAAUGGAGUUUAACAAGUAUGACCCAGAGGAGGGAAAAAUAACUGAGCAAGAUUUUGCUCAUCUGCUCCUACUACAUGCAACACUCAGCAAUCAGGCAAAAGCCAAAUUUGUCAGGCGUGUUAAAAAGGCAUAUAGGGACGAUGAUGACAGUAAAGGCAUUACAUUUGAACAAUUUAUGACCUUCAACCACUUUCUAGACCAUCUGGAUGACGUUGAAAUUCUUGUGGCGGUAUACUUCGCAGCUGGAAUGAAGUUUAACAAAGCGUCCCUGAAACAGGUUGCCCACGUGGUAGCCGAUGUGGAACUGGAUCCUCACAUUGUUGACGUGGUAUUCACAAUAUUUGACGACAAUGGUGAUGAGUUGCUGAGUAAUAGGGAAUUUUUGAGUGUGCUCAAAGAAAGAGCUCACCGAGGUCUUGAGAAGCCCUCAGAUACUGGCUUUGUUCGUCUGAUUACUGCACUGGGAGCUUGUGUGACUAGUUAUGUCAAAGGAGAAGAACUCUGAAGAAAGCACAGUGAUUUGAGCAUGAAAACUGUUAUCAUAUCUGUAAUAAUACAGACGUUUUAUCUACCACUUCAUUAAAAUGUUAAGGGGGUUGUGUUUAGGGGGAAUGUUGUUAAAAUUAGAUGUAAAAUAACUAACUGUUAAGAUAUAGAAUAUUUUCUGACGUCCUUCAUGAAUUGUGUAGAUGAAAUUACUAUACAAUUACUUGCUAUUUGCAAUAUUAUGCAUAUUGACAUCGUUUACUGCCGUAACCUGAAUAUUUAUAUAAUUAAUGAAGGUAAAUUUGUUGCACGAUAAUACAUUAUUAAAUGAGUAAUGUGCCUAACAGCCCAGUUCCACGGCUCAGUUUUGCGACCAGAUUUGACACAAAACUCAGCGAAAAGAGUUUUGAACUUGGCAAAACUCCGCGAAGGCAGUUUUGUUUACAAUGUACGUUCCCAUGCGGUUGGUAUUUGCACGCAGAUUUGCGUGCGCACGUGGGCGCAUUAUAAUGAAAUUUCCCACGCGAGCGCCCAGGUUAAAACUGCUUUCACGGAGUUUUGGGUCAUAUCAAAAAUAUUUCUCCGUGCGGAGAAAUAUUUUUGAAUUUCAUUUCCGGUCGCAAAAAUGUGAGAAAAAAUGUGAGCAAAUCUGGUUGCAAAACUGAGUCGUGGAACUGCAGGGUAAUGCCUGUUACCAUCUCACUUCUGUGAGCCUGAUAUUUUCAGUUUAUUGAGUUGAUGCACCUGUUUUGUAUAUAAUAAUUAUAUAAUAAUAAUAUUAUGUAAGUUUAGAUUGAAAAUGUUAAUAGAUUUUGUUUUAAAUAUGUUUCAUGUGCACGAAGGGAAACACACGAUAUGAGGCUUGAAAAAUUAUAACAAAAGCAAAAGUUAUUCAAUCAAAAUUCGUAAAAUAUGAGAGAUUAUGAAAUGUAAAGUUUUUUAAACUUCAGCAACAGCAAACAAUUAUAGUACUGUUAUAACUAGGGGGCAUGUUGUUUAAUCUUUAACUUUCAGGAUAGAACGGUCGUCGGGUCGUUUAAAUAUAUUUUGAAAUCAUUUCUUUCUUUGAAAAAAAAAACACAACUUCUUGGGGAUCUUUCUUUUAAAUUAUUCAGUUUAAACACAUAAUCAUCUUACACUUAACCUUCUUUCGUUUCAAAUAUUUGGAAGUUGUGAACGUAAUCGAAAAGCAAUUUGUGUUUUAAAGAAAACUUCGUGUUAAUAUUUCUUUGUAAAGCUAGAUCU